AUGGAUGACCAGGAAAUGAAAAAACUCAUACAAAAGAUUACAAAUAACUUCCAAGAAUACUCAAACAACCGUAAACGCGUAGCCCGAAUUGACAUGUCACCAUUCUUCGCACCUACCUCAUGCACCUCAUUGGAGAACUCAGUCGUAUGGAUCAGUAGUUGUAGACCGUCUUCUUUCAUACCUUUCAUCUACGCCCUCUGCAGCAUCGAAAUUGAGUCUCAUCUCACUGAGUUCUUUCAAGGGACCAAAAUAGGCAAACUCGCCGAGCUAACGGCAAAACAAAUAACCAUGGUCGACGAGUUGCAAGGCAAGACAAUUAAAAAAGAGAGGAAGCUCUGUUCGAGAUUGGCUAGCUUGCAAGCAAAGAUAGUUGACCAGCCUCUCGCUAGCAAGCUGAAGAGAGAUAAUGGGGAUGAGGGAGAGGACUGCGGGAAUAUAGAUGAACUUUUAGAUGAACAUAGCCAUGAAAUGGCAACUAUUGUGGAAGAAGCUGAUGACUUGUGA
Molecule: messenger RNA, 504 nt
Organism: Nicotiana attenuata
Lineage: Eukaryota; Viridiplantae; Streptophyta; Magnoliopsida; Solanales; Solanaceae
Product: protein DOG1-like 3
Exons: 1
Coding region: 1-504 (167 amino acids)
Biological process (GO): DNA-templated transcription
Molecular function (GO): sequence-specific DNA binding
Source: RefSeq, a predicted model, not a curated record